Molecule: messenger RNA, 1022 nt
Organism: Conger conger (European conger)
Lineage: Eukaryota; Metazoa; Chordata; Actinopteri; Anguilliformes; Congridae
Exons: 12
Coding region: 54-1022 (322 amino acids)
Source: RefSeq, a predicted model, not a curated record
AACCGAAUCAAGAGGCAGACAAGGUCGAAACAGGACCUGCAGGCAGCAGUACAAUGUUUAAAAAGUUGAACCAAAUCCUUCUGAAGGAGGUGGAUAAUGAUGGUCAACUGAAAUCAUUCAAGAGUCUCUGUGAGUGCAAAAACAUGGAUGUGCUGUCUAUUGUGAAAAUUACGGAGUCCAGAUACUUCUUCCGGAAAACGGAACACUACAAUCACACAGAGUUUACACUGCAGGACAUACUCCAGGACAUGGACACUAUGGACUCUGGUGGAUUCCGUAGGUACAGCGUAGCAGCUGUGGAUUUAAAGAAAAAAUGGCAGGCCAAGUCUGGAAUGAAAUUGGUGGUGCCAUUUGUUGAAGCAGAACAAAGCCUUGAGGGUGGUGGCACUAUGGUAACUACAGAGAUAAAAUUGGAGUGUGUGACUGCGGGUCUUCAGAAAGUAGACAGCAUGUUUGACAAGAGCACAAUAAACAAGGACCACAUCCUGUUCAAAAUAAUGAAAAAGGACAAAAGAAUCCUGGGCCUAGGUGUGGUAUAUGAGGUCAUGAAAAAUGAAAACCCUGUGAAAUUGGAGCAGGAAAACAAGGGAGCAGUGGCCGCAAAGAUUGCCUCCAGUGAUCCCUUGGGUUGUGUGCAGAUGGAAGGUCACGGCAGUUUCGAGACUGAGAAUCGACUGAAACUGGAUGCAGGCUGCGUUCUUGGAUUCAAAGUACACCCCCUAUCUUUGGACAGAAUAAAGAGCCCACCCAUGACAUUUCCAGGCCCGAUCCCUUGUAGAAUCCUGGGGCAGGUCUCGACAAUACCAGGACAAAGUAUCAAAGUGAAAGACGACAACGACGACAAGCCCUCAGGACAAAGUAUCAAAGUGAAAGACGACAACGACGACAAGCCCUCAGGCGUGGAGGACCACUGUUACCCCAUUCAAGGCCUGGAGGACCGCCGUUACCCCAUUCAAGGCCUGGAGGACCGCCGUUACCCCAUUCAAGGCGUGGAGGACCACCAUUACCCCAUUCAAGGUUAG